AUGAAGUCGACACUUUUCGCUCUCGUUGCCGUCCUCGCGGCUACCGUUGCUGCCACCCCAGUCAAGGGCAUCAAACCCGAGAGCAUCAAGAUGUCGCGCUCUGAGGCCGAAAAGGCAGGCAUCGUUCGGCGCGACAGGGAUGUCUCUGACAGCGUCAACUAUAUCCUCGUGCUUAUCGAUGAGAAAGAUGGAGUGGACGCUUAUCAGGAGGAAGUUGACGCUGCCCGCGCCAACCCCUCCGACACUCUCGGUUAA
Colletotrichum graminicola M1.001 is the source of this 255-nucleotide messenger RNA. RefSeq lists its product as uncharacterized. The coding region runs from base 1 to 255 and encodes 84 amino acids. NCBI's taxonomy places the organism in Eukaryota, Fungi, Ascomycota, Sordariomycetes, Glomerellales, Glomerellaceae. The record is from RefSeq and is a predicted model, not a curated record. The transcript has a single exon.